UGAUGCAUUGGCUUCUCAGCAGCUUCGGUGCUACAAGUGACGUGAACACUGUGGAGACAGAGUAGAAGUGAGCAACUCUGGACAACAUCUUGGGUUCCUUUGCACGUACAUAGAAUAAAGUGCAGCUAGCAAGCCAGAAGACAGGAAGUUACAGAAGAAAAAGAUUGCUCAGAAAAGCAAAAAGGAUGUAGUACGUUAAGCUGGAGGUUUUUAAGAGACUGUAUCCAUCCAGGAUCGAAAGGAAGAUGGGAAUGUAAUUCAGCAGUUAUAUUUGGAGCAGCUGUUGUUCAGCUGUUGGACAGAGGGACUGGAAAAAAGGAAAUCAACAUAUGAUCUCAACAACAACAGCUGAGAAGCGCAAUUAAGGACAUCACUCAGAGACACUGCAGCAAACUUCGGUGGAGCAUGAAGAAGGCUCAGAAGUUCACAUCUGCCUUGAGUGAAGUGUAACAAAAAAUGCUACAGCGGUUUUGUCUCUGGAAGUCGUUAGCUGUAGGGAUUGCACUUGCUACUGUCUUAGCGGGUUCCUUGGCCCAGAACGAUGAAGACUGGCAAUAUGAGGAUUGCAAAUUGGCCAGAACAGGUCCUCCAGCCACAAUAGUUCCUAUCGAUGAAGAGAGUCGUAACGGCACUAUCCUGGUUGACAAUAUGCUGAUCAAAGGGACAGCAGGCGGCCCAGACCCCACCAUUGAACUCUCCUUAAAGGACAAUGUGGAUUACUGGGUGAUCCUCGAUCCCAUCAGCCAGAGGUUGUACCUAAACAGCACUGGCCGAGUUCUGGACAGGGACCCGCCACUGUCCAUUCAGUCCAUUGUGGUGCAAGUCCAGUGCGUUAAUAAAAAGGUUGGCACCAUUAUCAACCAUGAGGUGCGGAUUGUGGUGAGAGACAGGAAUGAUAACUCACCUCGGUUCCAGCAGCAGCAAUACUACGUGGCAGUAAAUGAGUUAACUCCAGUUGGAACAACCAUCUUUACAGGGUUUUCUGGAAACAAUGGUGCUACUGACAUUGAUGAUGGUCCAAAUGGCCAGAUAGAGUAUGUCAUCCAGUACAAUCCUAAUGAUAAGACUUCCAACAGGACCUUUGAUAUUCCUCUCACGUUGUCUGGAGCAGUAGUUCUACGAGAGAGACUAAAUUAUGAAGAAAAGACUCGUUAUUUUGUCAUUGUUCAAGCAAAUGACCGAGCCCAGAAUCUUAAUGAGCGACGGACAAGUACAACCACCCUCACAGUGGAUGUGCUCGAUGGGGACGAUUUGGGACCGAUGUUUCUUCCUUGUGUCUUGGUGAAUAAUACUCGUGACUGUAGACCUCUCACCUACCAAGCGAGUGUGCCAGAACUGACUGAUCCUGCACAUGUGAACCCUAUCAGUGUCACUCCACCCAUACAAGCCAUAGAUCAAGACCGAAACAUCCAGCCUCCUUCUGAUCGACCGGGCAUCCUCUAUUCCAUCCUAGUUGGUACUCCCGAGGAUUAUCCACAGUAUUUCCAUAUGAAUCUCACAACAGCUGAACUCACGCUCCUGAAACCAAUAAACAGAGAUUUGCACCAGAAGUUUGACUUGGUUAUUAAGGCUGAACAAGACAACGGUCAUCCUCUUCCUGCCUUUGCCAAUUUGCAUAUUGAAGUCCUUGAUGAGAACAAUCAGAAGCCGUACUUUACAAAGUCUACGUACGAGGGCUUUAUCCUUGAAUCCUCCCCAGUGGGAACAACGAUCUCUGAUAGCCAGAAUCUGACUUCUCCAUUACAAAUCACAGUGUUGGACAAUGAUGUGGAGGAGACCAAGGAUCCCCAGCUCCAUCUCUUCCUGAACGAUUACAAUACGUUUUUCACUGUGACUCAGAGUGGCAUCACCCGCUACCUCACCCUGCUGCAGCCUGUUGACAGAGAAGCCCAGCAGAUAUACACCUUCUCGAUGACAGCUUCUGAUGGUGUACAGGAGAGUGCCCCAGUGACAGUCAAUAUCCUGGUGAUUGAUGCAAAUGAUAAUUCCCCAACCUUCUCCAAUAUAUCAUACAAUGUCAAGAUUUAUACAGAUAUGAGGCCUGGGGAAGGCGUUAUAAAGCUCACUGCUGUAGAUGCGGACGAGGGACCCAAUGGACAGAUAGUGUAUGAAAUUUUGGCUGGGGAUCAGGGAGACUUCAUCAUCAAUGACCGAACAGGCCUUAUCACCAUUGCUCCAGGAGUUGUACUGUCAGUGGGGCGAUCCUAUGCUCUCACUGUCAAAGCAUCUGAUAGUGCUCCUCCUGCGCAGAGAAGGAGCUCUAUUACUACUGUUUACAUUGAGGUGCUCCCACCCAACAACCAGAGCCCUCCCCGCUUUCCCCAGCUGAUGUACAGCCUUGAAGUCAGUGAGGCCAUGAGAAUCGGAGCAGUUUUGUUAAACCUGCAGGCUUUUGAUAGAGAGGGUGACCCUAUAAGAUACCUCAUUCAGAAUGGAGAUCCUCAACAAGUUUUUAAUCUCUCUCAAAGUUCUGGACUGCUAGCCUUAGGAAAGCCCUUGGACAGAGAAAGCACUGAUCGCUAUAUUCUGAUUGUUACAGCCUCGGAUGGCAGACCAGAUGGGACCUCAACUGCUACUGUUAAUAUAGUGGUGACGGAUGUAAAUGACAAUGGACCAGUUUUUGAUAUGUUUCUACCUAAAAACCUGUCUGUACAGGAAGAGGAAGCCAAUGCUUUUGUUGGUCAAGUAAGGGCCACCGACCCAGAUGCAGGUGUUAAUGGUCAAGUUCAUUAUAGUUUGGCAAAUUUCAACAAUCUUUUCCGAAUCACAUCAAAUGGUAGCAUUUACACAGCAGUUAAAUUGAACAGAGAAGUAAGAGACUAUUAUGAACUUAUCGUUGAAGCAACAGAUGGAGCUGUGGACCCCCGCCGUUCAACACUAACUUUAGCAAUCAAGGUGCUGGAUAUUGAUGACAACAGCCCUGUUUUUACUAAUGCUUCCUACACUGUCUGUGUGCCUGAAAAUCUACCACCUGGCACUGUCUUCCUGCAGAUAGAGGCGAAGGAUGUUGAUCUUGGUUCUAAUGUUACCUAUCGAAUACGGACGCAGGAAGCGCUACAGUAUUUUGCACUGAACAAGUACACAGGCGAGUUGUCACUUCUGAAGUCCUUGGAUUAUGAGUCAUUCUCCGACACAGAAGCAACUUUCACCUUUCUUGUGGAAGCCUUCGAUAGCAAGGGCACUAUGCCUCCUGGUAUUGCUACUGUCACCGUGAGAGUAAAGGAUAUGAACGAUUACUCGCCGGUAUUUAGCAAAAAGCUCUACAGGGGAAUGGUUGCUCCUGAUGCAGUCAAGGGCACCGUUAUCACUACCGUUUCAGCUGAGGAUCAAGAUCCUCCGGGCACACCAGCAAGUCGAGUCCGAUACAAAGUAGAUGUCGUCCAGUUCCCUUACAGUGCCAGCAUUUUUGAUGUGGAGGAGACUUCAGGACGUGUAGUAACUCGGGUAAACCUAAAUGAAGAGCCAAGUACGGUGUUUAAGCUAGUGGUCAUUGCAUAUGAUGAUGGAGAUCCUGUGAAGUCCAACACCACUACCGUAGAAAUUGCUGUACUGCAGCCUUCAGUAAUUCCUCGAUUUACGCAGGAUGAAUACAGACCCCCACCAGUGAGUGAAAGCGCACCAAAAGGAACCGUGGUUGCUGUUGUAAUGGCAGCUGCUUUGAACCAAACUAUUGUAUAUUCAAUUGUUUCAGGAAAUGAAGAAGAUGUGUUUGCUAUUAAUAACAGAACGGGUGUGAUAUCAGUUAAAAAGUCCCUGGAUUAUGAAAGUGUAAAAAGUUAUGAACUUCGAGUUCAAGCAGACUCAUUACAAGUGGUACGAUCCAAUCUGCGUGUCCCUUCCAAAAGUAAUACAGCCAGGGUAUUCAUUGAAGUGAAGGAUGAAAAUGACCACGCGCCUGUCUUUACCAAAAAAAUGUACAUUGGAGGUGUCUCUGAAGAUGCUAAAAUGUUUUCUUCUGUGCUUAAAGUUAAGGCUGAUGAUAAAGACACUGGGAAUUACAGUGCCAUGCAGUACAGGCUCAUCAUUCCUCCAAUCAAGGAUGGUAAAGAAGGUUUUGUGAUUGAAGCUUACACAGGGCUAAUAAAAACUGCUAUGCUGUUCAAAAAUAUGAGAAGAUCCUAUUUCAAGUUUCAGGUCAUUGCAACUGACAAUUAUGGAAAAGGACUGAGCAGCAAAGCAGAUGUACUUGUCUCUGUGGUCAAUCAGUUGGAUAUGCAAGUCAUCGUCUCUAAUGUUCCUCCCACCCUUGUGGAACAAAACAAAGAUCAACUCAUAGGAAUUUUGGAGCGCUAUGUCCAGGAUCAGAUUCCAGGUGCGACAGUCGUGGUGGAAUCCAUCGGUGCACGGAGGUUUGGGGAUGGGUACUCUGAAGAGGAUUAUACGAAGUCUGACCUCAUGGUCUAUGCGAUCGACCCGCAAACAAAUCGAGCUAUAAUGAGGAAUGAACUUUUUAAGUUCCUUGAUGGCAAACUGCUGGAUAUCAAUAAAGAGUUCCAGCCGUACCUGGGACAGGGGGGACGCAUCCUGGAGAUCCGCACCCCGGACGUGGUAGCGAAUGUCAAGAAGCAGGCGCAGGCCGUAGGCUACACAGAAGGUGCACUCCUUGCUCUGGCCGUCAUCAUCAUCCUCUGCUGUAUGCCAGCUAUAUUAAUUGUUAUGGUCAGCUACAGACAAUUCAAAGAGCGACAGGCUGAGUGUGCAAAGACUGCAAGAAUCCAGAUGGCCCUACCAGCAGGCAAACCAGCCAGCACCACUGCCAACAACCUCUAUGAAGAGCUUGGCGACAGCACCAUGCGAGGAUAUGCACAGCAAGAGCAACAGCAGUUGCUGAGACCUUCUCUUCUUAGACCAGAGGAAUUAAGUAUGGAGUCUGGAAUUGAUCCAGGGCAGGAAUACUAUGGACAAGAUUACUACAGUUAUGAGCAUGGGUAUGAACUGCCUCAGUAUGGGAGCCGCCGCAGACUGCUGUCUCCUUCGGGGAUGUACGAUGAGUAUGGAGAAGUCGUGGUGGAGAAUGAUGGUGGCUACUACUACAGCCCACACGGAUCAACAGCAGAAGAGUGGGCCAGAAAGAAAAGGAUCAAGUUGAUAGUUGACCCAGAGUAUGAGACCAGCUCCACUGGAGAAGACAGCGCUCCUGAUUCCAGCCAGAGGAAUCGUCUUAAUAACCCCAAUAUUCAAAACAACGUCAACGGUAACAUCUACAUUGCACAGAAUGGCUCUGUUGUCAGAACCCGUCGUGUUUGCCUUGCUAAUAAUUUAAAAGUCACAUCUCCAGUGAGGCUGGGGAAACAAUUCAAGAAACUGGACAAGCUUGCAGUGACACAUGAGGAGAAUGUCCCACUGAACACAUUGUCAAAGGGACCAUCUUCUAGUGAUAAAAUGAACACGAGGCCUUGUAGCGUCUCAUUUGCUUCCUCUAUAGGGGCUGAAAACAUAGUAGCAAAGCCAGGCGGCUCCAAAAUGAAAAGCACAGAAGAGCAGGAAUCAGUUGUUGAUAACGAGGAUGUCAAAGAGCCCUUGGAGUCACACAGUGAACACACACAGUCAGAUGAAGAGGAGCUCUGGAUGGGCCCUUGGAAUAAUCUUCACAUACCAAUGACAAAACUGUGAUUUUUUUUUUUAAUUUUAAUUUUUACUUCAGUUUAUAAUAAACUGCGCUUUUUAUUGUCACUGAAGAAAAUGUAUGAAGUUUGUAUCAUGCACAUAUGUUGUAUACUACAAAUUACAUGCUUUAAAGUUUAAAAAAAAAUUUGCACUCACAUUUGUACCAAUUAAUUGUCCCCCCCCAACAACUGUUUUGACAGGCUCCCAUUUCACUAAACAAUACUUCAUUUAAGUUAAUUAGAUUUUUUAUCUUGAUUUAUUGUUUAAUAAAUAGUAAACUACUAAUAACUGCACAGCAACAUUUGGUUAACUUUUCAGACGGUUCUAUACAUGCCUAGCUUGUUUUUCCUGUAAUGGUACUUGUGGCUAUACUGUUUAGAUUUGGAAAAUUGUCUAUUUAUGUUCAAGAUUUAUAUCCAGAGCUCUUGAUUCUGAACUCAGAGUAAUAAAUUAAAAAUAAAUCCAUGAAAGUCAAUGGAGCAGAUCUGCUGGUUUAAAUUUGAGUAACAAUACCAAAGUCAAUAGUGAUACACCAUUUUUUUCCAACAGACGAUCUCACUCAAUACUGAAAUAGCAAACUAAUGUAAGAGUGGAAUCGGGGUUUGUAAGGCUGUAGCAUUGUUAAACAGGAAAGUGGAAUAGAAGAUUAAAUAAGAUAAAAUUGCAAAGAGGAAGAAAAUGUAGAGCAAUUAAUCUUAUUCAGAGUUACCUUGCUGUGGUUUGUUCAUUUUCUUUUGUAAAUUAGCUCAUUCCAAUUUUCUUCUCUAGUCAAUUUUUCAUCUUUUCAUCUCUUCCCAGAUCAGUGCUGUUUUCUUCUUUAUAUGGUCUUUAGCUCCAGUUUUUAUGCUCCAUCAAUAAUUGUCAUUCUAUGGCUAUAUUCCUCUGAAAUAAACCAGGAUGAUACAGGACUCUGUGAGAUAGAACUAGGUAUAAAAAGUAAUUAAUGAGAAGGGGAUAGAUACAUUUUCAAGCCUAGCUAGCUUUUGGGUUAAAUGGUACAAUCACCAUUCCACUCUGAUAGUGUUGAACAUAAACCUGCUGUAAAGACAAAUGGAUCAUGGUGAAGGGGAUAAAAAGCGAACACUUUCUGAGACUAAUAUGCAGAAAUGCAGCUGUGAAGGGCAAGGGGUGUCAGAAUACAGAAUUGUUUCAAAAUCUUUUAAGUGAGCAUUACUUGUAAAAUACACUGCAUAAAAUACUGGUAGCUGCUUUUAAUUUCUGUUUAUAACUCGAGCUAGUGAGUGUGUCACGUUACAAAUUCAACAGGGAGCUGAGAAACAUCAUUGUUCAUAACCACCAAGUAAUACUUAAAAGAUAUUAACAAUGCAGGGCAAAGUAUUCUCCUCCAAGGUGAUAUUAAGAAAAAACAUAUGUGUAUAUUUAUACAUGUGAGAAAAGUGUCCUGGUGUGUUAUGCCAACUUUUUCUUCAGGAUGAGAUCAAACUAGUUGUGAGAGCAAUAUGGGUACCUCUUGAAAGAUGGAAAGAGUCCACAGCUAAAUGCGUGCAACUAAUAAGGAAAGGAUUGGCAUCAUCAUUCUUUCCCUGGUGCUGUACCACAAGAUCUGGAUGACAAUAGCUGUUGGUUCUGCUCUGGCAGUGAAUGGACUUGUGCUGCUUUGAUUUUGUUCAUUUUUCCCUUUCACAGGUUAUCCUACAGGAAAUUCCUCUUAAUGUUUGUCUUCAGAAGCUGUUUGCAUGUUACGGUGAUGUAAAUGUCACAUUUCUGUCAAAUACCUCCUUUUCAACCUGAGGUUUCCGACCAAAUAUUUUGAGAUGGUGCUUGUUUUUGGGCAUAAGAAAUGCAACAUAGACUACCAUAUGAGAAAAAAAAAAAAAAAAGACAAAAAAAAAAAA
Messenger RNA from Anas platyrhynchos (mallard), 7463 nucleotides. The record is from RefSeq and is a predicted model, not a curated record. NCBI's taxonomy places the organism in Eukaryota, Metazoa, Chordata, Aves, Anseriformes, Anatidae.